This is a messenger RNA of Entrophospora sp. SA101, 453 nucleotides long. The record is from the annotation of a GenBank genome assembly. Lineage: Eukaryota; Fungi; Glomeromycota; Glomeromycetes; Entrophosporales; Entrophosporaceae.
AUGUUAAACAAUGAGUUGGAAUACCUGCCACCAGAACCACUUCUUAGAACAAGUGGAUAUUCUUGGGAUUAUCAAAAAUCAGAUGAUUUGAGGGAACUGUUAAGAACUACCAUAACUGAAUACUACAAAAUUUGCAUAAAACAGCAACUGGAUAAAAGCACCACACCACUAUUUUUUAUGAUUGCUGGUGCAGGAGAAGGAAAAUCUAGGAAUGCAAAUGAGUUACCAAAUAUAUUGCAUGAAGAGUUUGCUUCCCAUAAAGAACUGAAAAAACGAUUUGAAAAUGCAUUAAUAUUUAACAUCUCUCUUGAAAAUGAUACUAAAAUUGACCUAUUAGAAGAACAUAGUGCUGUAACUGCCAUUGCAAAACGAAUGCUUUUUCAGCUAGAAAAACGCAAAGGUGGCUGGAUGGAAGCACUUCGAAAUAUCCAGAUGUAUCACCAGAUAAAGUAG